This is a messenger RNA of Mus musculus (house mouse), 3142 nucleotides long. RefSeq names its product RIKEN cDNA 4921517D22 gene. The record is from RefSeq and is marked validated. The transcript is spliced from 5 exons. Lineage: Eukaryota; Metazoa; Chordata; Mammalia; Rodentia; Muridae. The coding region runs from base 275 to 1084 and encodes 269 amino acids.
AGUUGGGCCUGGGGCCUACCAGGGGAAUGACACUCAGCCUGGGACUUCAGAGACUAUUGACAAAGAGCUAGAGUUCGUGAGCAAGCUACCUCCUUUGAACCAUGAUGGAAUACGAUUUGUGACCGAUGAAAAGAAGUGUAAGGUCAAACUGGAUUCCAACCUACGCUGCAGGAACGAACUCUCCCUGCCACGGCAGGCCUGGCAAUAUUAAGGACACCAUCCAUCCAACCAAGAAGUCCCUAAGCAGGGGCGUGGGGAAUCAGAUCUUAGCACAAUGUCCUCCUCCAGACGGAACACUGGGUCGGCACGGGACAGCAGGGGAUCGCUGACUCCCCACCGAUGUUUGCUGUCAGAUUUAUAUACAUCUCUUCAGAAUUUUAACAAUGAGAACAAGAAAUCUAAUCUCCAAAAAGUCUGUGGCACAUCAUUUAAGGAAGCUCAGGAGACCCUUGAGAAAACCCUGAAUGUCUCACCAUUGGACAGCUCUGAGACUGUGAGUGGCAAUGAGCGCCUCCCUGUGGUCAUACAGACUGAGGUUAAGAAAAAGGAGCAGAGGUCACCGUCCAUGUCAGAUCUACUUCACCAAAGUCUGUUAAUGGGUUACAUUGCUCCAUUGGAUCAGGUAUACAGCUCCCAGCAGAGACUGGCCCAGGCCGGUAUCCCUCCUCCUAUACUCGACUUUCCUUAUGGUUUAAGAGACGAAGUGCCCUUAGUUGCUCCAACACAACACUUCAGGAAAAGGAUUCAAAGCAUGACAUUCCGAAAACUUCUCUUGUCUUCCGUUACCCCAGGCAGGCUGUUCUACGAAGAAAAAUCAGUAAGCCAUGUCUCCUCAGAACCAGGAAAGCAGUUCCUGGACCUGGCAGACCUUCAGUGGAGGUAUUUCAAGGGGCUUGCGACGUGGGGGAAAGUGCCCAGGAUGUUUUCAUUCAUGGACAUAGAGUUCAACAGUGAGAAGAGAUUUGUAGGCAGCCAAGGCAUGCCUGGCUUUAUCUUCCCGCCUCUGGUUCGUAAGACACUGGUGGUUUACCCCCAGGUGGAGUACGAUGAUUUGGGCCACUAUUCUGUUAAGUGGAAAGCCUAAUCUACUGAACGUUUCUAGAUGUGGAUAGCUGCACUUGGGAACCCGGAGUCGAUACAAGAGGCAGAAAAGCAUGCGAUCCACUUUCCUAUGCAAUAUCUGUGCAAAGACUACAUUAAAAUGAUUGUGUGAAGGAAAAUUUCCAGUGGAUCUGCUAAUGUUAGCCUGGUUCACAUGUGCGAUGCUCAUCUGAACAGUGGGUGAAGGGACCUUUUGGUGGAUACACAAAAAUAGCUCUCAAUCAAAAAAUGGAUCUUUACAAUGGUUUCUUUCUUCCUUUGUUUGUUUGUUUCCUUUUAUCUUUCUUUCAUUGUUUCUUUUUGCCAUCAAUAAGAAAUUUACUUAUUUAAGAAAAAAAAAAUCCAAAUGCUGGCAUUGUCCAGAAAAUGUCAGCAGGUCAUAAAGUUGAACUGUCGAAAUGUGUUCACUGAAACAUUUUGCUUGCACUAAUGCUUUACAUCGUGCAUAUAUAUUAAAAUUCACGCACAAAGGAGUGUGAAGAAGCUGCCAAUACCUGAUUCUGUCCCCUAUGUUUCCACUCACAAUCAUAUACUUAGAUACCUUUGACCCCAUGGAAAAAUAUCUAACAUUCCGAACCACUGAUAACAGGAAGAAGAGAGAAAAAAAAAUCCUUUUGAGAAUGAAAUGUUUCCCCUCAUAGUGGACUCUUAAGCACGUUCUCUGUGUAUGCGGCGUGCUAGCUGGAUAUCUUUUGGCAUAACUGUUACAUGUUUGGCACGGAUAGCACUCAAGCUAGUAUCUUCAAAACGGCCAACCAGAUAGGACUCAUUUGCCUCCUACAAAGCACCAGUAGCUGCAUUCUGGAAGCACAGAUCUGUUUUGAAUUCCUGAGCAAUUUCUCGCACCAGGCGCUGAAAGGGGACCUUGCGAAUCCGAAGUUCAGUGGACUUCUGACAGCCUCUGAUUUCACGGAAUGCACCCUACCAGCUCUGAACCGAUGAGGUUUCUUCACACCGCACACCAUCCCCCAGUAGAGGGUUCACUCUUGCUCGAGCGGCUUUUGUAGCCAGUUAUUUCUGGUGGGUUUGCAUGCAGUUCUCUUUGUGUGAGCCAUGGUAUGGCCACCUCCUUAUUUAGCCCCCUUCUCCUUAUCUGGAGAGCGGCAACCGAGAGGCAGCGCUGAUGUUAGAGAGUGGCGACGGCUGUGAACACUAUAAAAUUUUCUUGCCUACCCAAGUUUUCAAGCUGAAGCCCCAGUAUUCUACACCUCCCACAGUUAAAUACAUGGUAAUUCCAUCACCAUAAAAAAGAAUUGAAUGACACACAAAUAGAAGAAUUAAAAAUGAAUAUAGAGAUCAAUGUGAAAACUAUCAGUUACUCAAAGUUAGGAAGGACAGAGCAACCAUAAAAUGAGAACAGGAUGACCUGAAAAAAGAACAAAUUGAAUAUCUUAAAAGCAAAAGUUAAAUAAUUAAAAUAGUAAUAAUAAUCCCCACUUUAAGCCCCCCAAAUCUGGGUCAUUCUGAAGAGACCUGCUAAUGACUGAGAUGGCUGUACUGGCAAGCUUCUAGCUGUUGAUACAUAAUAAAGGAAGCUAUGAAAGAUCUGGCUGGUAGAGCAAAUGGAUAAAGCACAAGACAGCAAAAUGGAAAGGAGGUGAUUUAACUCAGCAUCAAACAUUUUGUUAUAUAAUAUGAAGGAAAGAGAUGGAAGAGAGGGCUUAGUGGCAGAGAACUUAUCUAUACAGGACAAGGCACCUGGUUCAAUCCCCAGGAGUGAAAAAGAGAAAAUAACAAAGUUGCACAAUUGUACAGAAAUGAUGAAACACACGAGGACUCUUAUCAUGUUACUAGCAAGAAUUUAGAAAUUAAUACCACCCCUGGCAACAGUGUAGCAAAACUGCAGAGCAUUCAACAGUAAAGGAAACAGGAUCUUCCAAAGAAGGGCAAGUUUCACUCAAGCAAAUCAGUGGACAGUGGAGUUUAAUAAGCAUGAAACACUGGAAGGCAAAGGCCUCACACUACAAAGACGGAGGGAAGCCAAUUUUCAAACAGUCAAACUCUCUUCAAAGAGCUAGAGGUCAAAUAAAUGCAUUUAAAU